Messenger RNA from Megalobrama amblycephala (Wuchang bream), 1182 nucleotides. It is a transcript of the gene gig2p, whose product is annotated as grass carp reovirus (GCRV)-induced gene 2p. The coding region runs from base 159 to 806 and encodes 215 amino acids. Gene Ontology annotation, cellular component: cytoplasm. Gene Ontology annotation, molecular function: NAD+ poly-ADP-ribosyltransferase activity. The record is from RefSeq and is a predicted model, not a curated record. The transcript has 2 exons. Lineage: Eukaryota; Metazoa; Chordata; Actinopteri; Cypriniformes; Xenocyprididae.
AAAUACAUUUUUACUCCCUCAGCAAAACAGGAAGACGUGUUCAAGAAGAAUUGAAAGUGAAAGGCUGACUUGAGUAUAACCAAAUAAGAAAGUUUAGACUCGGAGUGUCUUGUCAUUUCUUGUCCACUUGCGAGAAGUAUUUAAAGAUAUUAAAAAAAAUGUCAUCGAUCCCAUUCUUUGGCUGGGAGGCAUUCUAUGAUGAAGAUCCUCAUCUUCAGGCAAACCAGGAAGCCAAAUCAGGCAGACACUAUACGAUGUAUCACGGCACCUCUGUGCAAGUAGCUCGUCAGAUCAUAAAAAAUGGGUUCCGGCAAUCAUCAGAUGGAAUGCUUGGACCUGGAGUUUAUGUGAGCCGUGACCAGAAGAAAGCAGAGCGCUAUCCUCUGAGAUCCCCAGCUACUGACAGAGUAGUGCUUAAAUUAAGUGUCGACUGUGGAAAAGUCAAAAAAAUUGAUAAGGACAACCAUCCCCUACAGAAGACCUGGCAUAGUCAAGGCUACGACACUGCCUGGGUACCUCCUAACUGCGGCAUGAAAGCUGUGCCUAGCGGUCUAGAAGAGGACUGUGUCUUUGACCCAGCGCGUAUCGAGGUCACAGAUAUUGCUCUUGCACCCAACACGACCAUCUUAACUGAACUCAAACAGCUCAUUGCGCAAAACCAAAAGUCUCCAUCACAAUUGAACACCUCAGGUACUUGUACAGUGUGCAAGUUAAAACUAGGACCUGCUCAUACUGUACAGCCAUGCUGGGGAUGCGGAGAAACUAUUUGCGCUCUCAUGAUCAAACACAAGUGUGACCCCUACUAAUCAGAAACUGGUCAGGAAAUCAUGAAGGAUGCUUCAUCCAGGAGGCUCAGGUUUUAGACUGGUUUGUUGAAAUGUCAAUGCAUGUUUAAACUUGAACUGAAAGCCACUUUAUCUGUGUAUACAAAGAUUUUACUUUCCUCAGUUCUCAGGAACACACAAUCAUCUUUGACAUUUAUGCUCUGACAAUUUCUUUUUCCUGAUGAUGUGUGCCACCAUGUUUGAUGUUAUUUACAAAACUGAAAUUAUAUAUACAAGUAUUGAUUGCCUAUGACUGUGAAUGAUCUAUACAUUUUUCAAGAUUUUUUUCAGUUAAAAAUGUAUUAAAAAUACAUCAAUUUUGUGCAAUCAGACUAGUUAUAUUAAAUGUUUGACAAUA